AUGGAUCCUCCAGUGGUUGAAAUUGUAGACCCUUUAGCAAUUGAAAUUGUGGAUUUUUCAGAGAUUGAAAUUUUAAAUUUAGAUUCUUCAACAGUUGAAAUUGUAGAUUUUGUUGAAAGUGUGGAUCCUCCAGUAGUUGGUCAAACUUUUUGUAGUUGGGAUAAAAUGAAUUAUUUUUUGACUCUCUAUGCAAAGUCUUAG
Racocetra fulgida is the source of this 201-nucleotide messenger RNA. Lineage: Eukaryota; Fungi; Glomeromycota; Glomeromycetes; Diversisporales; Gigasporaceae. The record is from the annotation of a GenBank genome assembly.